Molecule: messenger RNA, 24905 nt
Organism: Aedes albopictus (Asian tiger mosquito)
Lineage: Eukaryota; Metazoa; Arthropoda; Insecta; Diptera; Culicidae
Exons: 2
Coding region: 23719-24873 (384 amino acids)
Source: RefSeq, a predicted model, not a curated record
CCGGCUACAUGCGCUUCAAAUACUCGAAAUGUGUCACAUCUUUUGUGACAACACAACGGUAAAUUUCAGAACCGACACGAGCAAUUUGAAUGUAGUUUAUUCGGGUUUCCUGCACUCAAUCGCGGACGAAGGGCGAUAAUAGAUAAUAUCUCACUCUCUAUGUUUUAUGUUCUCUGUUAUCUCUCCUUGUCCGUUCCAUAUGGGUUUUGAUAUCUCUCAUUUGAAACAUUUUGAUUCAUAACCGUUUGGAUGUGCGCGGGUGAAAGCUGUGUAAGUUUGUGCUACGUUAAAUGUUAGACCCAUUCAAAUGAAUUUAGUCACUAUGUCCGAAUUUUUGUUUAAAUAUUGCAGUGUAAUUUUGUCAGCCGUUCCAAAAUCAAUGUUCAAAAACCACUUGACAUAGAAAUAACUGUUUGGUGUAAGUAAUUUGUAUAAUCUGUAUGUUAUAUGUUAAUAAGUGACUAAAUGUGAAAUUUGUAGUUUGCCCUGAGGAUGAAUGAAUAAACAUUCGAAACGUCGGCUUUUAACCUAACCGGUUGUUUUUAAAGAAACCCGAAGACCGAUAUAGCGCCAAAAAAUCCCAUAAAUUAUCAAGACGGUCGAAAAUCAACCAAUAUAAUGAAAAUUCUCGGCUUGGUAUCCACCACUUCACCAAGAAAAAAAAAAAUAAGUUUCUGGAACAUCCUAGAAUAUUCUAUGGAGGAAUCAAUAUGCUUUUUUUUUUCAUUAUUGGAAGAAGUUUUCCGGAACUAAAACAAGGGAAUGAAUAUAUUCUAGGACAUAUUUCGAAGGAAGGAGAGGCCCAUAUAGCCGAGGCGGUAAACGCACGGGUAUUCAGCAUGACCAUGCUGAGGGUGACGGGUUCGAUUCCCGGUCGGUCCAGGAUCUUUUCGUAAAGGAAAUUUCCUUGACUUCCUUGGGCAUAGAGUAUCUUCGUGCCUGCCACACGAUAUACACAUGCAAAAUGGUCAUUGGCAGAGGAAGCUCUGAGUUAAUAACUGUGUAAGUGCUCAUAGAACACUAAGCUGAGAAGCAGGCUUUGUCCCAGUGAGGACGUUACGCCAAGAAGAGGAGGAGAGGCUAAUUUAAAAACUUUCCAUAAUAAAUUAAAUGUUCGUAAAUUUUUGUUUAGAGAAAUUUCUGAAUCUCUCCUGGGCGAAGAAGUAUGAGGAGAGGAAGGAGAAGAAUAUAAAUUUGAUUGAUUGAUUUGUCUUUAUUAAAGAGACUUUCAGCCGGGCUGAAAGUCUCUCUAAUAAAGACAAAUCAAUCAAUCAGACUUUCAGCCCUAAGAGUAUAAAGAUACGCAUGUUUUUGGAAUAUUCUAGAACAUUCUCUGAUGCAGGAUAUACUAAAAAUGUUCGUCCGUGAAUUUCCGAUGAAUAAUAGAAUGUUUAGAAGCUUUCUGUUUCUAAUUCUAAACAAUUAGGAACAUUACUGUGAGAAUCAGGAGAUGAAAUCGAAGAUUCAUGAACAUUCUCGAACAUUCAUCGUAUCAAUCAAACGAAUAACAUACAUAUUUAAGUAUUUUUCACAAAUAAGGGGCCAUGCACAAAUUACGUCACACUUUUAGAGGGGAGGGGGGGGGUGGUUUGUCAUAACGUGACGACCCAUACACAAAUUUUUGAAGUCUCAUACAAAAAUUCUGACAUAGGGGGGAGGGGGGGUUGAAAAUGGUCGAUAUUCACGUGACAUAAUUUGUGUAUCACCUCAGCAUAUUUGAAAACUUUCUGUUUAGAAUUCGGAGCCUUACAUUGCAAAGAGAUUAAGAAGAAGGAAAUUUUAGAAUACUUCAGAGAAAUAAACAUGGUUUCUGAAUAAAGUUGUAGAAAAGCAAAAAAAUGCAUACCAACAUUUUUAAGCCAUCGUCAUAAUUCUCGGGAUGGUGAAAACGUGGCUAGCCACGUCGGGUCAGCUAGUAUAUAUAUAAAAUCCCAGCGUUGUCUGUCUAUCUGUCCGUAACGCUUAGAAAUGUUUCGUUGAAAUGUUUCACCAUAGUUGUAUCAAAUUUCUAAAAGGUACGAGAACAUUCUGAAUGUUUUUUGACUUUCUAGGAAUAAUAAGAAGAACCUUCUGGAAUGUUCAGGAACAUUAAUAUUCUAAAAAUUCUAAGAACUUCUUAAAUUUUCGAGAAUCCCCUUGAAGUUUCUGGACGCUUCAGAAAGAAAAAGAAGAAGAACCUUCUGCAGCAUUAUGAAACACCUUUUUUUUUGGCGUAGCGUCCCAACUGGGACAAACCCUGCUUCUCAGCUUAGUGUCUAUGAGCUCAGUUUUUAUCUGAGAACUUCGGCUUCUAAUAACCACUUCAAAGUUGUUAAACGUUAUAGAAAAGAGCCUUCUAGAAUGUUCUAGAGAGCAUGAAACUUUAUUAUAUUGGGAAAAGGUUAUGGACGUUAGGGAACGAGCAAGGAACCAAAAAAGAACCUUCUAGAAUGUUCUGGAACAUAAAAAUCCAUAAAAUUUCCAGAAACCUCCUGAAAGAUACAGAAGUAAAACAAUCAUCUGAGACAUUCUGGAUAUCACACUUCCUCAAACUUUCUGUGCGUUACUGAACGUUUCAAUCAGAGAAAAGAGAAGAACCUUCUGGAAUGUUCUGUACAUUUUUCAUUCUUAAUUUCAAGCACUUUCUGGAAGUUAAUGAAAGUCCAAGAAAGAAGUAAAGGGCCUUCUCAAAUGUUUUGGAACACCAAAAUUCAUUAAAUUUCGAGACCUUUCUAGAGAUUACUGAAUGUUUCAGAAGGAAGAACAAUAGUCUACGAAAAUGUUUUAGAUAUUAAAAAAUCUUAGAACUUUCGAAAAGUUACUGUACAAAAACAAGACAAAGACCUUCUGCUCCUGAACAUUCCAAAUGAAAACAGAAAAAAUCUCUAGAAUAUUCUGGAACAUUAAACUUCCCAGGUACUAUCCAGAAGUUACUGAAUGUUUCAGAAAGAACAAGAAAACUAACCUUCUGAAAAUUUUCUGGAACAAAUUAUUUAAUGCUGAUUAUGUUCGGGGAGUUUGUCAACGUUCAAAAAAAAAGUCAAAUGGGCCUUCAGAAAAGUUCUGGAAAAUCAGAAUUCAUUGAAUUUUGAGAACUUCCUGGAGAUUACUAAACGUUCAAGAGAGAAGCAUUCUGGAGAGAGAUUCAGGAAUGUUCUCGAAAACAGUUUCAUUGGAAGAAGUGUAACUGAAAUUUUAAAAACAAUCUUUUUCUAGCUAACGUGGCUAGCCACGUCGGGUCAGAUAGUAUUAUAAUAAUUUGCAACCGAGCUUACUUUAUUCCAUGAAUAAUACCAGAUAUUUAAGCUACUGCACACGAAGAGGGUUAAGUGAUCCCGUCGCGGACUCCACCGUUCCUUCAGCACUUUGGGGAACCACCGGAUGCUGGUGUUGGCAUGACGGAGCUUAACUAUUUCGGCUGCAAAGUUCGCCACUUUUUACCGUUAGUGAAGCGAUCGAUCCUGAUGCUGCAAUAGGAAUUCACUCAUUGUGAGCACCAAACAUAUUUUAAAGAACGAUAUUAUGUACUUACCCUUGAGUAUAUCCAUUAUUUCGGCCGGUCAAUUGAGUCCGACAGCACGCGUUCGUGCAAAACAUUCGUCUCCUGAGCGCGCCAUUAUGGUUUCUUAUCUGUUUGCUUCCUUUUAAAUUUUAUGUGCGAAAGGUUACUUGUUAUACUGUUGCACUUGGAAUAUAUUUUAGUAAUAAUAAAAAUCAUGUGUCUUACUUAUAGAUUUUAUCACUGGCACAUAAACGAGCGAUUCUCUCUCUCGCCGGCAGUUUAUGCGCUUAGCGCACUUAGAAUCUAUCAGUCGAAUAAUUUGAGUGUAGCACAUUGUGAUUUUAUUUUAUAAUUUAGAAAAUAUUUGAAUAAUAUAGAAUGUACUUUAAUUUCAGAGCAAUGAUCAUAUUUAUGCCGUCAUUUCGUAUACGUUUGCUCAACACAAUCAACAGAUUGGUUCCUCGUGAAGCAGCCGAAGCCAUAGGACAGAAAACGGAUUUGGGCGACUGGUGGGUAAUAUACAUGCUAGGAGGCAAUCUAGAUCCUCCCAUUUUCAAAGAUGUAGUAGCAGAACUUGCAAAGCAGAUAGAACCGCCACACAAAAAUGGAAAACAAAGACUUUGAGGAUUGACUUCAUAAAAAGAUGACACACGUGUAGGCUUUAGAACUGCCAUAGAUACCAUGGGUUGUGCACGACUUCCAUACUCAUAGAAAUAAAUACACAUAAAUCAUAUUAUGUUCUAAAAUUCAACGUUCCUAUGUUGAACAUUAGUGAAUCUCUCUAAGAUUUUUUACAGUUUUCACAUUCCAAUUGAUAAUAUAUUGUUUAGCUAUUAGUAGCAUGAAUCUCGACACAAAUUUAUUAUUAUAGAAAUAAAGAAAAAAUAUACUAUUUAAGCCCAUUAUUGAAUCGUUUGAUAACAAAUCCUUUCCACUUACGUACUUAGUAUUAAGAUCGUUGUAUACACUUUUAGCUGUAACGGACACUAUUUAACUUGCAUGAACAUUUUCCUUGGAAGGCCGAUAUACCCAGGUUGACAUAUUUUGCUGUGUAUAGUGCUGUUUUUUUCUCUCGAACAAACGAGCUGCAAUAACUUGCGUGUGCAAAAACCGCAGUAACAUUACAAAGAAUGCAUAAAAAUGGCAAGAGUUGGCAUGAGUACAUAAAAAAUACUAAGUGUGUUUCGUUUCCCAAAAAUUUUUAUGAAAAAUCAAGCUAGUGCUCUCUGUGCUGUGAUAUUCAACCGAUAUCAGUCCAACGUUUGUAAAUGGAUUGCGUACAAACUCUUAAGAAAAUCUAUAAACAACCAAAGUUGUGUAAAAGAUCCCAAUAAUAGCAUUUUUAUAUCCCCUUCGGGUGGGACCAUAAAAGACUGAUUAUCUCAAUUUUUCUCUUAUAAAAUUAACGUUUUCCAGAAUAAAGCUUUUUUACUUCGGCUAUGUUGUCCACCUAUGCACUUUUUGCGGUCAAAUUAAGAUCAGCACAAUUGUGCUGGUCCAUCCUCAAAGCAGUCGAUGUUCUAUAAGAAAUUGCUAAAUAUUGCCUACUUUUAGGCGUUUUAUGGUAUAGAAGAUUGAUUGUAAUUAUUAAACCACUACAAAGUGUUAGGCGUUUUAUGGUAUAGAAGAUUGAUUGUAAUUAUUAAACCACUACAAAGUGGUAGUUUGUAGAAAUUUAGACGUAUACUUAUUUUAUCUUAUUCGUUUAUUUGGAAGGCUCGGGCGCCACAAACGUAAAAUUUUAACUAAAGGGUCACGAUAUCAACUUGACAGGGUAUUCAAAUCAUAGAAGUGAUGUGGAGAUCAAUGAACAUGAGAUCUCGAAAAUUUGCAUACUUUUCAACUCGUGAUUAAUCAAUUAUUACUAAUCCAAAGUCGAGUCUGCUUAAUGAUAGCUCUUCAGCAGAGUUGCAGUGUUUUCCGACUAGAAGUAACCGUUCGAAAAUCGCUAUCCAAAGCUUAAAAAUCUCUUAACUCGUGGUGUACGGUGUUUAUCCUAUUCUUCUUAAGUUGGGGCAAACUUAUGUCGCAUUGGGUCGAUUAUCGCAACAAAUACAGGUUGUGACAUUGUCAUUAUUAUUGCGCGAUGGUUGAAUUUUGAUUCAGUGAAAGGGGAGGCUUUCCACGGACCAGCACGAAUCCAUUUUAAUCGAUGUUUUUAAUUUACUUGAUAUUUUUGUAUACUAUUCCUUUUCAUGUGAGAAACCAUUUUUUCAUAUCAAAAGUUCAUAUUUUGUCUCGACUAACUUUCAAAUAGGGCCUAUGAAAAAAUGGAACACAAGCAAAUAAAAAAUUAUAACACGGAAACGGCUUGUUCGAUCGGAAAGGUGUCUUCAGCAAAGUUGUAGAAUAAUAUAUGGCGGCUCUCAGAAAAAUACAUAUUGAAAUAUUUAUUUAGUUUUUCUUCUAAAAAAACUGAAUUUUGUUACUAAAAAUUAAAUAUCUCAAAAAGUUAUUUUUUUACCUUCGUGUUUUUUUGUGAGAAUAAAGUUCAUUCUGUAAGCUAUCAUCUGUAAAAUUUUUAUAGUGGUAAAAAAAUGUACAAAAAAGUUACGGCACUUUGAACAUUUUUGGUUGCGUGUUUUUUUUAGAGUGCAUGACGAAUUUCCCGCAAACUAGAUUUUGGGGUUGGCAGCACCCUCUCAGAUUUCAAUGGAAUUGUGUAGUUAUGAAGACUAUGUACUUUAAAGCAACGUUGCAUACUUUGUCGUUUUUUUUUUUUUUAAAUUUAUCUACACUAAUAUCUGAAAAGGGCUUAAGUUUUUGACUAUUUUAUUUAUACCAAUAUAACUUAAAAAUAACAUGACCUGCAAAAAAGUGUGGUAUGUGUGACUUUAAGGAAUUUGUGUAAACUUUCAAGUAAAAAAUUGAAAUAUUGAAAAAACGAUCACGCUAAAAAAAAGUUAAAAAAUAAAUUGAAGUCAAUUUGGAAUACAUGCCCAUUUGCGAAAUUAAAUUAAUCCUAUUUCGGAGAACCAAACCCCACACCAACCAAUAAGAAUAGAAUUCAAAAUGGAUCAAAGUAAUUAAAUUGCUAUUAUCUAAAUCUAACCCAACACAAAAUGUUUUUUUUUUGAGUCAAACCAAUUUUUGGGUAUUUUUAUACGUGGAUUUUCACAUAUUGAUAUUGAACAUAGCUUUACAUGUUUCAAUUAUAAAUCUAUCCAAUACAAAGAAUACAAUUUCGGAUUCUCUUUUGAACCAAAACACCAGAUUUGUUACACAGAAAUUCAGAACAUCAACCAGAAGUCGAAUUUCAACUUAAAAUUUUUCUUAUUCAUAAGAGAAUAAAAUAAAUACUUUGCAUUAGAUAGACUUGUGAUUUAAACAUAUGGAGCUAUGUUUAAUUUAAUAUCUGUAAAAAACGCCCUGGAUAAAAUCUUUUGUUUUCUACCGAAGAGAAACACGCAAAAUGAUGACAUGAAGUAUUUGUUGUUAGAAACCGUCCAUUAAAGACGUAGCAUUUUAGAGGAAGUUUAUGAUAUUGCUAGGAGCCUUCUAUUGGGUAUAGGAGAAUAUACUUUAAGAGGGGAGGAGUUGUCAAAAAUGUUCUACUAAUGCUACCGUGAUUUCGAAUGCAGCGAUAUGGUCAAACUCAAACAUUACAGAAUCCUUGAAAAAGGUCCAAUAAGGACCGAAACGUCGGGUUAAGAAAACAUAUAGUUCUUUUUGAUUGACCAAAUUAGACUGAAUUGCCAAUUAAAGAUAUCAUCCAACGUACAGUCGAUCACCCAAAGAAAGUCAAACUCAAAGCAAUAAACAAGUACGACCACGAUUCUCAUCAGUCAACGAGAUUGAAACUUUUACUACAAAUCAUUUUAUUGCAAUAGGUAAAUAUCAUUUAAAAUAAAAAAUCAAUAAUUUUGCUUUCGGGAUGAAAUUGAUCAGUAAAUGAAAUACCUUUGCAUGUGCCAAAAAUAUGUUUUCCACCUGAAUUAACAGCCCCAGAAUGCGAAAUGCUGCGCAAAAGUUUAACGAGUUUUCUCAAUUUUUAAUUAUUCAAGUUUUAAAUUUAAUAAAUUUCAUGAAAACGCCUUAAAGUAUGCACUUUUCAUACUGAAAAAGUGAUUACUUCCGAAAAGUGCAAUUUUAUGUAUAAAUUUGAAUAUUUAUGAAAUUUUUGAUUAUGAAAUCGUGUUUAGCAAAUACUUGGCAGCUAAAAGCAUCCAUUCGAAUAUUCAUUACAUGUGCGAUACAGCCACGGUAACAAAAGUUUGAAAGGGUAUUUGAGGUUCGCCAAACACGCAAUUACGGAAAAUAUUGAAUUUAAUACAGAAAUAUGUGACUAAUUGACUGUAAAACAUGUAACUCAUCAUUCACUAAUCCUUUAGCCGGAUGAUGGUCAUUUUCUACAAAUUGUUUUAAGUUUAAAGCAAUAUUUUUAGCAAAUGAACAUGACUCUCACGUCGAUCAAUUUCACCCCACUGAUCAGUUUCACCCGAAAUCACGGUACCUCAGAAAUGCUUUUCUUCAAAAGUGCGCGUCUUGCGAUAUAUGGCAAAAUUUUCAAUAAUUACAAAAAUGUCAUGUUUUGCAAAUUGAAAUAAUUUUUCUUAUUUGCAUUUUUUUUACUUUUAAAGCGUAUUGACAUUUUUCAAUGUUAUGAAAGUUCACAUGAUUACAGGUAUACCUCGAUUUAGUGGACCCUCGAUUAUAUAGACCCUCGAUUUUAUGUACUUCGAUUUUAUGUACAUUUUACCUCGAUCUUAUGUACAUUUCUAAUGGUAUUUUUUUUAAACUAUUCAAUCAGUUUAAAACUUGCAAUUUAUUACAUGAUGACUUAUAAACCAGGGGUCUUCAGCCUUUAACACGCGGAGCACUUCAUAUCAAUAAAUUGUUUUGUAGAGUACCCAUAUUAGCGCCAAUACAUACCUCAUGACAUACUUAGUUCUAUAUAUUUACUGUAAUCUCAUACUUCCCUUUCUGACUUCAUUUUUUUUAUAAAUAUCCCUGGCUUUUUAGAUGAUUGCGAUGAGCGGAGUAUAUGGAGUGAUUUUCUGGCAAUAUUUUUUUAUAGAUCCCUUAGCAAUGAGAACAUUUUUGACGGAUGCAUGCAAACUGAUUCACCAAAUCUUCUCUCAAAGUUUUCCAACAAACUUUUUUCAACGAUUCUUAUGACUUCCUCACCGAGAAUUGUAUUAAAUACCUGAUAUUUUUGGUAGAUUUGCUGAUUGAAUUCCAAAAUGUAUAGCAAAUUCACUAAAAAGGUCAUUGUAAUGCUUCGGAUGAUUACUGACAAGAUUUGUGAUAAAUUAUUUCUAGUGCUCUCAUGGUAGAAUCAGAUCUAGUUAGUCAAGGUUUCCCGAUUUCAGCGUCCCUUCACGUGCACAUUCCCAAGGAUGAAUUCCUGGAGGAGUCUUUGAAGGAGCCACUUGAGCAAUUCGUGAGCUGCUGGAACAACUUCUUAAAGAAUACAUGGACCAACUUUUGAAGAAAUCCUUGCCGAAAUUUCUGAAGUAGUUCUAGUAAUAUUGAACAAGUAUCUAAAGAUAUCUCCAAAAGUAUCACUGAAAAAAUCUGAAGAAAAUUCUAAAUAAACUCCUUAAAGCAUUUCUGAAAAAAAGGAUUAUUUUUUAAUUUCAUAGAUGGAUUUUCUGAAGAAGUUCCGGAAGGAAUACCUUGACACUACUGCUGGAAUAACUAACAAAACCUCUCGAAAUAUUAAAAAAAAACCUGGAGGAAACCCAAAAAAAAAUUAAACAAAGUUUCAAUGAAGUCUUUGAGAAACUCAUAGAGGAAUUCUUAGAGGAGCGCUUGGAGGAAAUCCUGAAGAUAUUUGUAAUAAAAUAUAUAGAGGAAUAACCGGUGGAAUUUCUGAGGAAAUCUCUGUGUCAAUUUCUGCAGGAAUCUCUGUAUAAAUGUCUUCCAGCCUUUUCAUAGCAAUCCUCUAUAGCAGUCGGCAAAAUCUGUAGAAAAAUUUCUGAAGCAAUCCUUGGAGGAUUUCCUAAGACUUUUUAACUUAAGAAAUCCUUGGAGCAAUUUCUGGAAGAAAAAUGUCUUGAAGCAAUAUCUAAAGGCAUGUGCAUAAAUUUUGGGAUUUUCCUUCAUAAUAUCUUGUAGAAUUUCAAAAGCAAUCAUUGGAGACAGUUUUUUUUGAAAACUUCUGAGAUAAUUUUGAAGAAGUUUUGAUUUUCUGAUUCUGAUACAUUAAGAAACAGAAUCUCAAAAUUUGAAUCAUAUUUUAAAAAAAGUUCAUGGAAUACUUUUGAGAAACUUCAUGGAAGGUUUUCUAGAUGAAUGCUUCGAAAAAAAUCUAAAGGAAUCUCUUUCAAAGAAAUUUGUAGAUGAAUUUCUAGAACAAUCUAUGCAAGAUUUUUAGAACCCAUGCGACAUUUAUGGAAGCCACCCGUGUAAGACUUUCUUAAGGAGUUCUUAGAGAAGUUUCUAUAUGACAUUCCAGAAUCCCUAGAAGUUUUUUGUGAGACUGAAUUUCUUUCGGAUUUCCUGGAUGAACUUGUGAAGUAAAUCUAUUUUUUCAGGAACUCGUGAAAGAUUUUUUAAAUGAGUCCUAGGAUGGAUUUCAACUAGGGUCUAUGAAAGAAUUAUCGAAAAAUCUGUGGAAGUUUAAGGAGAAAGUUAUAAAAAAAAAUCUGGAAGAAAAUCUGGAGAUAUUUUUGAAGAAAUUAUUAGUCGAAAUUGUAAUAAAAUCCAUGGAAGAUUUUCUGAAGAAACCCUCAGGGUAAUUUCUACAGGAAUCCCUGCAGAAAAUUCCCUAAUGGAUCUCAUAUUUUUUAAAGAGUCCCUGGAGAAUAUUCUAGAGAAAUCCCAGGAAGUUUCUCUGACAGAAAUUCAGAUUCAAAAAAAAAAAACCUUGAAGCAACUUCUAAAGCCAACCCUGGAGAAAGUUUUGAAAUAAAUUCUCGGAGAACCGUUUGAGAGAAUGCUUUAAGAAAUUUCCGAAGGAUUUUCUGAAGAAAUCCCUGGAGGAGUAUCAACAAAAAUUUAUACACAACUCUUUCUGAAACAUCUGGAGAAAUCACUGGAGAGGAAUUUCUAUAGAAAUUGGAAAUUGUUGUGAGAAUUUUUGAUGAAAUACUUGGAAGAGUUUCCAAAGUAACCCCAGUUUAUAUUUUUUGAAACAUUUUCUGAAAAAUAGUUUAUGAAGGCAUAGCUGAAUGUUUUAUUAAAGGAAUCUGUGGAGUAAUUUGAAUAAAUGUCCAAAGAUAUUUCUAAUGGAAUCUCUGAAUGCAUUUUUGUAGGAAUCAUCAGAGGAAUUUCUACUCAAAUUAAAAAAAAAAUUUUUUGAAAAAAUGGGGAGGAAUUUCAGAAGAAAAUCAUUGAAAUGCUUGGAAUGAAUUCUUUGUGAACUUCAUAGAACAGAAAGAAUUUCUAAACAAAUCUCUGAAGAAAAUUUCCAAAUGAAUCAAUGGAAGAUUUUUUGAAAGAAUCCGUAAAGGAUUUUUUGGCCGAACACUCGGACAAAUUUCAGCAAACAAAUACAGAAAGAUAUUUUACAAGAUAUUUUUGGUAGAUUUUCUAAAGAAAUCUCCAAAUAAAUGCCUAGAGAAAUUUAUGAAUGAACAACUAGAAGAAUUUCUGAAAUAAUUCUUGGGCCAAUUUCUCAAAAAAAUCUCUGAAAUAACUUGUGUAAACUCCAGGGGCCCAUAUAGCCGAGGCGGUAAACGCACGCGGGUAUUCAGCAUGACCAUGCUGAGGGUGACGGGUUCGAUUCCCGGUCGGUCCAGGAUCUUUUCGACUGACUUCCCUGACUUCCUUGGGCAAAGAGUAUCUUCGUGCCUGCCACACGAUAUACACAUGCAAAAUGGUCACUGGCAGAGGAAGCUCUCAGUUAAAAACUGUGGAGGUGCUCAUUGAACACUAAGCUGAGAAGCAGGCUUUGUCCCAGUGAGGACGUUACGCCAAGAAGAAGGAGGAACUUGUGUAAAGUGUAACAUGAUGGUUUAAUGUGGCAAGUUUCAUUCGGAGACCGUCGUAAUUAGAGUUGAAAAUUCUGAGUUCACUUAACUUUAUUUAACACCUCAGAAUUGCAACAAAAGGCGACCGAGACCGAGGAGAUAGCGGUACAAGCCUACACUACUCAUACAGAAAGAUCGUUCGGCAAAUACAGCACAACCAGUAACCAUGCUCUAUCAAGUGCUUGUCACGAAUCUCUAAAUUUCCGAAGGAAUCCCUUGAGGAAUCCCUGGAGGAAUUUAUGAAGCAAUUCGUAAACAAAUUCCAGGGUAAAUAAAUCCUCAGAGAUAUUUUCAAAAGAAUCCCUGAAUGAACUCCCGUUUUUUUUUAUUUUUUGGGACAUUUAUGCAAAUAGCGUUAUUGUGUAUGUCCAUUGCACAAAAUAUUGGCUUUUCAAUCAACCAUACAUGGUUUUGGACAAAAGAUUUCGAUCAUAAAAAAAUAGCAAGAUAGUGGUUUAUUCGUUAUUAAGCGAGAAUUACUAAUAUAGGCCAAAAACUCCGAGCCUUUCAUCGAAAACUCAAUUUUCAUGCAGUUUUUAUAUGUUUUGGUACAUUUUGGUAUAAAAUUUAAAUUAAAAUAAAAUAAAAAAUUUUGCUUCGAUUUUAUGUAAAAUUCGAUUUUAUAGACAUUUCAAAAAUUGAAAUGUCCACUAAGUCGAGGUAUACCUGUAUCUAAAAGUCACCCAUACAUAACUUUUUUGAAGGUAAUGUCAUUUUUAAGUUAGUAAAAAACGGUCAAAUACUUUAGACCUUUUCAAAUAUUAGUCUAGGUAAAUAAAAAAAACAACGUAUGCAAUCUUGCUUUAAAAUACGUCUUUAAAGCUAAGAAAUUCCAUCGGAUUCUGAGACAGUUUUGCCAAACCCCUACGGCGAGUUUGCGUGAAUUCGUCAUACACUCUAAAAAUCACACAACCGAAAAUGUUCAAAGUGCCAUAACUUUUUUGUACAUUUUUUUACCAUUAUGAAAUUUCUACAGAUGGUAGCUAACAGAAUGAACUUUAUUCUCACAAAAUAUCACGAAGGUAAAAAAAUAACUUUUUGAGAUAUUUAAUUUUUAGUAACAAAAUUCAGUUUUUUUAGAACAAAAACUAAAUAAAUUUUUCAAUGUGUAUUUUUCUGAGAGCCACCAUUUAUUAAUCUACAACUUUGCCGAAGACAGUUUUCCGAUCAAACAAGCAGUUUCAGAGAGAUGAUUUUUCAUUUGCAUGUGUUCCAUUUUUUCAUAGGCCCUAUUUGAAAGUUAGUCGAGACUCAAUAAAAAGUUUUAAUAUGAAAAAAUAGUUAUUUAUAUUGAUUAGAACAGCUGUGCAAAAUUUUAUGCAAAUAAAAAAUGCAAAAUUUAAAAAAAUGGAUUUUUUUCGUGCUGCUUCGUGGAAAGCCUCAGGGAUAAAAGAUUCAAAAAUAAUAUUUCAAUUUUACUCCUUGAACAUCAUCCUCAUAUCAUAUUUAGCUCUUAUGAUAUCUAACCAAUAGCAGUGAACUAUUAGCUUGAUCUUCAAAUAUCAAAUUUGAAUAUUGUUUGUUCCAGGAACAUUUUUCAAAUACUGUUUCGCUACUUUUAUCUCUUAUAUGGAUUAAACUAAUAUCACCUCCACCCGUGAAUUUACAGUUAUAUGAUCCAAAUAUGUAUUAAGAUACAACGCGAUUAGAGUUCUUUAGAUAGCCGUAUGAUGUGGCUAGCGUUCAAUUUUCAGAUUUCAAAUCUGGUUAGCAGGGAUUACAGUCCCGGGGUCUGACAAAAUUCCACCUCUUCUUGCGAGGCAGUCGCGUGCUCCUGCUAAUUAUAGGACUACUUACCCCAAUUCAAGGUGUUAAUCGACCCGUGUCGAGGAAUGAGUGAUCGAGGGGCUGAAAAAGAUGCUCGAUCGUUAACGGAACCUGGGGGUAAAUACCUGGGAACUUCUCACAGUAUUUCGUCCCUUAUCCCGUUAAUCAAACAGGUGGUAGUGGUAGUGGCGAGGCUAACCUUUUCGUAAGAUGUGGGUUGGCUAGGUCUUCCUUAAGGAGAAGUGAGAAGUCUGGAUCAAGAAGCUGCACACACAGCUCAAGCAUAGGAGCUUCGAUUUAUGUGGUCGAAGCGUGGAUAAUGGGGACUAUCAACCAAAAAAGUUAUGGGCUGUCUGCAUUAGAAGUGGCUUAGUAGCAGCUAAGCGAGAUCAUCGAUUUUGCAUCCACAAAGUCCAAUAUAAGCAAGGACCUUGAAUCGGCCGAUGGAGUCGAUGGACGAUGCCAAGCAAGAUCACGAGAGACUCGUUAAAACUGCAGAACCAGUGAAAGAAAAGGUUAUGAAGUCUACCCAGGUGGAGGCCUUCGCUUUCGCAAGAAGCACAAAAGAUGUGGUGGAUGUAACUGUUUUUGAUUAGCACUCGCAGAAGCGGGUGAGACAGCCGUCAGGUGAAGAGCUGUCUGACGGUGCCCGCAAGACUAGGCGAAUACUAACCCUGAAGGUCGGCAGCAAUGUCGGCAAGUAGGCUUGGCAAAACUAGUGUCACUCCCCCCGGGGAAAAGUUACACUUUCAGAUAAAAAAUCCCAGAGGUCGCCCCUUGUCUCCUAGUGUCGCUCCCCCGGGGAAAAGUUACACUUUCAGAUAAAAAAUCCCAGAGGUCGCCCCUUGUCUCCUUGGUUCAAAUCGAGCAACGCUUCUUGUAGAAAAAUCAUUUAUGAAACUUUCCUUCGAAGACCGCAAAACAAUGGACUAUCAGCUUUGCUGAAAAUUGCAACAGAUGGCGCUACUGAGCAGGAGUUUUUUGCCUUUUAUAUAUAUGAAAAAAAAUUACAAAAAAUGAUUUUUUGACUCAAUACACGUUUUAUCAGAAAAAAAUAUUUGGUACAGCUUGUAGGUAAUAAUAGUAGCCAGCAGCGUUACUAAUUAUUUUUUGCAAAAAUUUUGAAAUAUUUGAAAUAUUUGAAAAAAUAUUCAAAUCUCCAUACAUUUUUUCGACCGAAAACUUAUGCCUCUAUACUGGUUGCUCUUCCUUUUCCUAUACAUGCCAUCGAAUAUACAUGGAGUCAUGUUUACUUUCGUAUCUGUCAAACGAACAGAAAACAAAGAACAAGCAAGGUUUGGAAUCAGCAGCAGUGAUGCCACAUACACAGAUUUACCUAGAAUUACACAGAUUUUCUCCCAUUUUUGCCUACAGAUAUCUGUGAUCAAAGAAUUUUGCAAUAAAAAAGAUUUUUAAGAUUUUGAAAACUACGACAAUGACUUUCGUGAAAAAAAGCAUUAUUAUAAUUUUCAGGUACUCAAAUUUAAAUAAUAGAAAUUAAAUCUUCUGGUUGGAUGGUCGAGGCUAAGCCUCAGGCGCAUUGUUUUCGACGUUCUUGUGGUUUCUGAUGAUCUUCAGAUGCAACCUGGGAGUGUUUUGGUCGACGUUAUUCUAAGAACAUUUUUUUCCGUUUUUUUUUUAACAAAUUGUUCAAAAAUAUUCGAUUUUGGAGACAUUAACCUAUCACAGAUUUUUACUAAGAUUUUCUGAAAUUUCCUGCAGAUGAAAAUAGUUUAUUUAUGUAACGAGUUGCAAAAAGUUAUUUUUUUCAGCACGAGUCGUACAUUUAUCGAGUUCCAUACAAAAUUUUAUGCAAUGACUUUUUCAUAAUGCAACCCAUUUGAGUUGCAUAAUGUUCAUAAUGCAACUCAAAUGAUUUUGGUCAAAAAAAUCUUUAUGCAAUUCAGUAUCAUAAUUUACAUUUUAUAUAACUCAUUUUGGUAUCAUAAUGGCCAUUUUUUCCGAACUGGCUCAUUAUGCAACUGAAAUGAGUUGCAUAAUAAAAAAUAGUUGUAUAAUGUUCAUAAUGCAACUCAUUUGAGUUGCAUUAUAAACAUUAUGCAACUCAAAUGAGUUGCAUUAUGAACAUUAUACAACUAUUUUUUAUUAUGCAACUCAUUUCAGUUGCAUAAUGAGCCAGUUCGGAAAAAAUGGCCAUUAUGAUACCAAAAUGAGUUAUAUAAAAUGUAAAUUAUGAUACUGAAUUGCAUAAAGAUUUUUUUGACCAAAAUCACAGAUGAAAACCGAAAAUAAUGUGGCAACACUGAUCAGCAAUCGGCAACUUGAAACGAAAAAAAUUGAGAAGGAAAUAAAAAUAGUGCGAUCCGAAACGCCGGUCAACAACCUUCGUCGUCCGCAGGGAAAUGGUUCUUGCUGGAGCUCCAACCUAUCAGGUUUGUAUCUACCUAGGAUUAUGAUUUAAGUCAGUAUGGUGUGAAUAUAUGUAGGUUAGCCAAUGUUUUUGUUUUUGUUUUUUUUUUUGUAGAACAGCGAAGAAGAAUAUGCCAACUGGCCGAGCUGGGAGUUUGCCUUUGGCCGCUAAUGGAGAUCAAACGUUUGUUAGAAACCACCCGCCUGAUGAAGAAUCUGACGUCGAUUGAAUCCUGCCGUGAUUGAUGAAUCCAGGCUAGCUUUUACGUUGGAGUUCAUUGCCGUUACAAACAUACGGUUAGACGAAGACGGAACAAACUUCCGAAGGUGUUGUGCAGAUACAGAUUGCCCAGGUGAUGCGCACCUUUUUGCUUAUUUUAGUCUGUUCAAUUACAGCAAGGCAAGGUAGGAAUACGUAGGGGAAAGGAGGUGAGGGAAUCGUUUAAGAUGGGUCACAUGAAGAAGAGGAUUCUAUUUUUUUCCACGACUUUUAAAAACAUUUAGCUGAUAAGCUUUAUUCAGUGUUGUCAUGGUAAAAUCAGAGCUGGUUACCCAAGAUUUCUAAGUUUCAGCGCCCACUAUACCGGUACGCCCCCACUAUUUGUUUCUGUCAUUAUCGCGGAAGGGACAUUUAUUCUUAAAUUCCUUUCAUGAGUUUUGCAAGAAUUCUUCUUAAAUAUUCUAGGAAAAUCUGCAGAUUACCUGUAGAUGGAUUAAUUUCUUUAGGGAUUUCUAAGUAUUCUCAAACAAUUUCCGGUAAAUUUACAGAAAUAAGAUUGCCGCAGGAUUUCUGAGAAUGAUUUAAACAAGAUUUUUUCUAAGUAUCCUACAUUUUGAUCCCUGUCAAUGAAUUUCUUUGCAAACUUUUUUUCCGCCUGAGAUUCCUUAAAGUAUUAAAUAUUUAGGAAUUUCAUCCAAGGAUUGCUACAUAAAUACAUGAUUGAAUUCUUUCAUUUGUGAAGGAAUUACUUCAGAAAUAUUGUCAGAAUUUCUUCCAGGAGUUUUUCUUUGGGAUUUCUUCCCAAAUUCUUCCAAGCUUUUGUCAAAAAAUUCUACUAGGAAUUUCUCCAAAGAUUUCAGGAAUUUCUCCAAAUAUUUCUUUGGAAGCUGCAAUUCCAGGAAGUUUUAUUUUCACAAAGAUUUGGAUAUUUUUUCGGAAAUUCCUCUAGGGGUUUAUUUAAGAAUUUGAGGGGGUCAGAAGAAAUGAAGUGUAAGUACCGUAAUCCGGGGUACCAUUGAUCAGCGGGGUAACAUUGAUCGGCUUGACUGACCUCAUGAAUUGUUCAAACAAGCAUUUUACAUUGAAUCAGUUUCUGCUAUCGAAUGGUAUAUCAUAAUCUGCUUUUAUUUAGCUAUUAAAUGACAUGUAAUUCAUGAAAAUUGAAUUUCAUAAACAUUGAAAUAAAUCGAUUUAUCAAUAACUGUGUUUCGUAGCGCAAUGAGAUACAUUGUCAAACAUUCAUGUAUGGCAUGAAUACUAGAUACAAAAUGAGGUUCAAAAUCACUGUAUCACUUAAAUAUCAUAUCCUAGAGUUUGAUUUCAUGAACGGAACUUUUAUGAAAAUGAUCUUUUUCAAUAAAAUAUACUAUUUAUUGAAAGUAGGCUAUCAAUUACUUAAGUAAUUGCCUACCUUUAGGCGUUAUUCGCGGUUUGGAGGUUUUUAAUCCUAAAAUAACUCAAAAAGUACAUAACUUGUAAGAAUUUUGACUAUAUAUUCAAAAUCAGCGACCCCGAAUUUAGUAAGUAAGGGUAUUUUCGUUCGUCACAAACGAACAUUGUUAACUUAGGUGAUCAAUGUUACCCCAAAUCAACAUAAUCAAGAAUUAGAUUAAAAAGCCUAUUUAAAAUGCUUGAAAGUUUCACAAUACUUUAUCAAACAGCUUAACACAUACAGAGAGAGUCCGUACUUGUUUUAAAAAUAUAAAACGUGUAACGUUUGCCUUAACAAGGGAGUUAAUCAAGAAAAAUCGAAAGUUUUGAUCAAUGUUACCCCAGCUUACGGUAACAGAAACCAACUUUCCCGUAAAUGAGGUUUUAAAGUUUUUCAUCAAUUUUACAUCCCAUACAAAAUGUAUGGAGUUUCAUAAUAGACCCUUUUUUCAACGAUUUAUUGUUAUUUUUAUAAUCAUUGUAAAAAUAAUCUUAAAAAAGUUUCUGAAAGCUUGAACCUGAAGAAUUUUUUGAUAUGUUCAGCUCAAAAUCGUCAAAAUGGUCACUUACACCCCUUUGAUUCUUGGCCCCACAAUUAUGAUUUUAUUUCAAACACUUUUUCAGAAAUUAUGACCUGUUGGCAUCUAGAGAGAAGUUAUGACAAAACUGGCCAUCUUGCUUACUUUCGAUUCUCACCAAUUAUUGAUGGCGCUAUGUUGAAGAAUUUGUGAACAUGUUUGAAAAAUAAUUAUUGUAUGAUGAUAAUAUUCACCAUUUUCUAGGCGCAUUAGUUCUAUGCUGCUUCAGUACCAAUAUUCACGGUUGAAUUGAAUGUACAUAUUACUUUGAAAUUAUCGCUUUUUAAUUGCGAAUGAUAUUUCCUCUUGAAUUUUCCAUGAAGAAACAUCGUUGCACCUUUGGUUUCGAUUAGGAUUGAAAAAAAUGUGAGUUGCCCUUUUGGGUAAAGUCUCUUUAAACAAAAAAAAAACCCUAAUUAAUCCACCUAGCGGUGAUGGUGUCUUUCUCGUGCCUUCGAAAACACAUUUCAACACAACUCAAGUGACAUGUUGAUGAAUAUCGUACUUUCAUACGUUUAACAGAAAUCCAUUUCAUGGCAUCAGAGAUCAUAUCAUAUAUCUGGUUUUAGAUUUUUGAGCCUUGAACUCUUAAACAACAGCCACAAUCUUGAAUAUUGAGCCGCCAUUUAAGUUUUAUGUCCAGCAGCUUGGAAAUUCUGGCCGCUAUUUUUGGACUCCAGACUUCUUCCCCAUAUCAGAUACAUCCAUAUUGAAUGGUUUUAGAGCGUAAACCUCCAUUAAACAGCUGCCGUCUUGAAGUUUUUGCCGCCAUCUUGAAUUUUAAGACGCCAUAUAUGGCAGUGAACAUAUAGCCUUUCAGUACACUUCGGUGCACGAGAAAGGCAAAACGAUAUUUUCGAGCUUAAAUUCUGUAGAAAACUAAAAUAUUUAACUAAACCAUUAGAUUAAAAGAUCUUUUUUUGAUAGAAAAUAAAUAAACUUUCGAAUGAGGGUUAAAAAGCUGCGAUAAGUAUGACCAUUUUCAAGUUAUAGCCAGUUUGAGACAAGCAAAGUCAAAAACAUCUAAAGUUAAUUACUAUGUAACGGUUGAGAUUUGACCAUAUGCGUACACAUCACUCAUUAAAAAGUUUGCAUUCACCCAUCGGGACCCCCCGGAACCGGUUCCGGAACACUACCGGUUCAGAUAUGGACUGAUAGUGUUUUCCUGCUAACCGUUCAUCAGGUUAUCGAAAAUGCCGCUGUUUGUUGUGUCGCAUGAAUGAGUUAUGUUCAAUUUAAUAUGUGGUCACUUCCGGCGGAGCACCCAGAACCAGUUCCGGAACACUACCAGUUCAUAUAUGAUCUGAUACUGCUUCCUGCUAACCGUUCAUCACGUUAUCAAAAAUGCCGCAGUCGCAUGCAUGGGUUUGGUUCUCUUUUAUAUUUGACCACUUCCGGCGGGAUAUCCGGAACCGGUUCCGGAGCACUACCGGUUCUGAUAUGGUCUGAGACUAUUUUCCUGCUUACCGUUCAUCAGAUUAUCGAAAAUGCUGUGGUUUGAUGUAUCGCAUGCAAGGGUAUGGUUCUCUUUUGUGUAUGGCCACUUCCGGUGGGACAUCUGGAAUCGAUUCCGGAACACUACCGGUUCAGAUAUGGUUUGAGACUAUUUUCCUGCUUACCGAUCAUCAGGUUAUCGAAAAUGCCAUGGUUUGAUGUGUCGCAUGCAUGGGUUUGGUUCUCUUUUAUAUUUGGCCACUUCCGGUGGGACAUCCGGAACCGGUUCCGGAACACUACCGGUUCAGAUAUGAUCUGAUACUAUUUUCCUGCUAGCUGUUCAUCAGGUUACCGAAAAUGCCGCUGUUUGAUGUGUCACGUGCAUUGGUUUAGUUCUCUUUUAUAUUUGGCAACUUCCGGCGAGGCAUCCGGAACCGGUUCUGGAACACCACCGGUUCUGAUAUGGUCUGAGACUAUUUUCCUGCUUACCGUUCAUCAGAUUAUCGAAAAUGCCGUGGUUUGAUGUAUCGCAUGCAUGGGUUUGGUUCUCUUUUAUAUUUGGCCACUUCCGGCGGGACAUCCGGAACCGGUUCCGGAACACUACCGGUACAGAUAUGGUCUGAGACUAUUUUCCUGCUUUCUAUUAACCGUCAAGGCACCAUUCAUCGUGGAUUUAAGAGGAUUCGGGGCAAAUAAGGGCUGUCCUUUGACACCAGUCAUAUAAACAUUGUUGGUGCCGCUUUUAAUUGCCUUCAUUAUAGUUUAAAAUUAAAGCAAUAUCCACAGAAGUAGAAAAUUUUUCACAAAAUUUGGUGAUAUAGUACAAUUAGUAAAGGGUAGUAGGGUCGCCUAAUCCCGUGGUAGGUCACCAUUCACCGUGGUGGUAGGGACCCAUUCACCGUGUAUGAGAAAUUUUAUUCUUCUUUGUUUAAAAAUGAUCAAAACAACCCAGCCAAGGGAAUUUUCUUCGUUUAAAUUCAUUUCAAGUAAUAACUUGCCAGAUUAUAUUAGAAAAACGAAUGUUCAAAUUUUCGAUUUUUUCUAGAUAUAUGGGACAAUAUGGGGCACGGUGAAUGGAGACCAUUGAUUUUUAGGGUACCCAUUUACCGUGCCUUUUUGUUUCAAUUAAAAAGUACGAGUAAUCGUACUUUCUUGUUAAACUUACUUCGGUAAUGCAAAAUACAUACCUGAUAUGUGAAUUUAAUUGCUUCUUGGUGGAAAAAAACGUUACUACAUUUAGUUUAUCGCUUAAAUUACCUUAGCGCAGUUUUUGUUUUUUCACUAUGAAUGCAGUGAACGAGCAGAAACCCGCUUCAUGUAAACACACUUUAGUGUCAAAAUGAUACUUUUAAAUGUUUAUAAUGAGCGUUUUGACAUGGUAACAAUACAUUAGUGUUGUAUUGGUGAAAUUGAAGGGAAAUUGUCAUAUCAUUCAAUCAUAAUAUGGAAAUAAUGAAAAAAUAUUCGAAGGCACACGGUGAAUGGAGCCCCCACGGUGAAUGGCGCCUUGACGGUAUCAGAUGAUCGAAAAUGCCGUGGUUUGAUAUAUCGCAUGCAUGGGUUUGUUGCAUUUUCAUGUCUGGUCCCUCCCAGAGGUACCGAUCCGGAACACCUGCCAUAACUCCGGAACGGCUGGAACGAUCCGAACCAUUUUCAAUAGGAAACAAUGGGACUAUAUGCCGCGUCGAAUGAACCGUCGGUCAUUAAAAUCGGUUGAGGUUUACUGCCAAAAAGUGAUGUGAGUUUUUUGUACACACACAUACACUCACACAUACACACACACACACACACAUACACACACACAGACAUCACCUCAAUUCGUCGAGCUGAGUCGACUGGUAUAUGUGACUCGACCCUCCGGGCUUUCUAUCAAAAAGUCAUUUUUGGAGUGAACAUAUAGCCUUUCCAGUACACUUAUGGUCAUAAGCACCAACGCAGUUGAUACGAGAUUUGAUCCAGAUUUAUUUAAAUCCCGGAUUAAAUUUGAUACCUCGCUUCGUAAGCACCAAAACCGACGGUAACGUACUAGCACGCAGCCAAAUAACAUAGUGUGCGUAUGCGAAUGCGAACACAAAAAGAAGGCAAUAAAAAACACUUCCGUCAAAGUUUUUGUUUUGUCCUCAAUUCGUAAAUAAUACAUUUUGUGAACGUGCCCUUUAUUUACCAUUUUUGCACAAAAAAAAAAAAAAAACAGAUCGCACAACAAUAAAGUGGUCACAGUCCGAAGAAUUUUGUGGAAAUUUUGUUAAAUUAACCCAAAUCCGUGAACCGAACACGUCCGAAACUGGUUACCCAAGCUGCCAUGCUCGCCCCGGCCAUCCAGGACGAGAAAAUGGAGAGGAUGAGGAUUGUGGAAGCAGCUAAAAAGGACGACGAACUACUGACAGAGAUUUGCUUACACGUAAGUUGGAGAAAGCGGAGCUCGAGGCGGAGCUUUGUUCACGGGCAGCGCAGCUUUCCCGGCUGAGGCGAAACACGAGGAAUCAUGGGAAUACCCGGAAGGAAUGCUAGCACCGGAAAUGCCUUAACCAAGAAUCCACUCCCGGAGGUUGAUGGGAAGAAUGAGCUGAUGAAGGCAACCAAAUGUUUCCUUGAUGGCUUUAUGGCAAUACAGGAGGUCAUUGGAUUUGAUAGCUACUUCUACCACUGCAGAGACGUCGAGCUGAAUGGCGAUUUGGAGAGCGUCUUGCAAUCAAGACUGAGAAUCGCUGAGGAAUAAUUUUGAAAAUCUCAACCUGGGAGCCGCAGCUGUCCUUCGUUCCCUUAGCGAAUCAGCUUCCGUCUGGAUUUGCACAACCAGAACAACAAGGCAAUGUAAUAUUCGCACAAGUCGACUUACUUAACAUAUAGCUCGAAAGUACCGAAGAGUUUCGCGAUCGCAAACAGCAGGACCUGGAACUAGCCUAGGAGAAUUCCGAGGAGGACGAUGAAAGGUAGCGAAUGCAGUGCUUCUAUUAGUUGAGCAAUAAUCAUUAUACUUAUGCGUAUGUUUUUUUCAAUCGCACAGCUAAACGUUUUGGUUAUAUCAAUGUUAAAAAGGGCACUUGUCACGGUCAUACCUAAUAUUCCGUUCUGCAUAUUACAACACCGCUAAUAAACGUUCCUGUCUUUGCUUAUAUUCUUUUCAUGAAUACAACAAUUAACUUUGGUCUGUAAGUCUGUAAGGGAUGUUGCAAUUUUUUUAAAUAUAUUUUUUUGAAUAAAUUAUCCCAGGUUUUAAGAAACUUCAGUGUUGCCUAUGAAAAGCUAGAGAGAUUUUGACAGAACAUUUCUAAGGCCUCCAAGAAUAACCAAUAUACAGUGCUUCAGCGGGAUCUGGGACCAUUUGGGGAGGGGGGCUCUUUUUGGGAACUUAAUGCUGUAGCUCAAACGAUUUUAUGACAAUGACUUUAUUUUUCGUGCACGAUGAGCAACGUACGGUAUCUAGUUGUGUACAAAAGUUCAUGUCAAGUGGCUUAAAGUUUGAAGGUUGCUCUAGGAAUGCCUCCAGAAGUUACACUAGGAAUUAUUUCGGAAGUUACUCCAGGAAUUCCUCCAGAAGUUCCUCCAAGAACUCCUCCAGAAGUUCCUGUAAGAAUUCCUCCGGAAGUUCUUCUAAGAAAUUCUAGGAAUUCCUCCGAAAGUUUCUCCAACUCCGGAAGUUCCUUCAGGAAUUCCGCCAGAAGUUGCUCCAGCAGUUCCUUCGGAAAUUAAGCCGUGAUAUCGUUAUGAUUUGUUCCAACAAGGCUAUUACGCAUACCAAAAAAGAAACUGAGUUGAUGGGCACGUUUAGAAUCGAUUCUGGUCUUUUGGGUGUCUACAUUUGCAGCCAAAUGAUAUGCUAAAAGCCAUCAUAUUUUUUCCAGCGCGACGUGCGAGGUAUUCGUAAUAGUGUAGUGCUUUUUAUAAUGGCGAUUCAGCAAUUCGUCAGGGAUUUAGAAAUAAUCCCCAGGGAAUACAGAGUUCUUUUCAAGGACUCACCAAGGGAAUACCCCAAGAAUUCCUCAGGAAAUUCCCUCAAAGAUUUCUCCGGGAAUUUCCCCAGGGAUUCCUCAGGGAACUCUCCCAGGGAUUUCUCCGGAAAUUCCCCCAGGGAUUCAUCCAGGAAAUUUUCCAGGGAUUUCUCCAUGAAAUUCUCAAUUGGUUCCUGUAUUCCUCUUGAAAUUCCCUAGGAAUUCCUUGAAAUAUAUCUCCAAAAACUCCUCUAUGGAUUUCUCCAGGGGUUCGUCCAGGAAAAUCUCAAUGGAUUCCUCCUGGAACCUCCAGAUAUUCCACCAGGGUUUCUACAGGACUUCCUUCAGGGAUUCUUAUGGGACUCCUUCGGGAAUUCUCUCAGGAACUCCUCCGACAAUUCCCUUAGGGAUUCCUCCGGGAAUUCCCCCAGGGAUUCCUCCGGGAAUUUUCCCAGGGAUUCAUCCGCGAAUUCCCCCAGGGAUUCCUCCGGAAAUUUUUCCAGGAAAUCCGCCAUUGAUUCCUCUAGAAAUGCCUCUAGGUAUUCCUCAUGGAAUUCCUUGAAAGAUACCUCCAAGAACUCCUCUAUGGAUGUCUCCAAUGGUUCCUCCAGGGAAAUUUCAAUACAUUCCUCCAGUGUUCUUCAGAUAUUCUACCAGCGAUUUCUCUAGGAAUUAUUUCUGGGAUUUCUACAGGGCUUUCUCCAGGGAUUUCUCAAGGAAAUCCUCCUUUGAUAGAAAUUCAUACAUAACUAACUUCAGGGAUUUCUCCAGGGGUUAUUUAUCUUCAGGGAAUCUAGGGCAUUCUUCAGGGAUUCCUCCAGAAAUUCCUUCCAGAUCUCUUCUAGGAAAUCCUCGCGGAAUUCCUCUUGAAAUUCUUCCAGAUAUUCCUCCGGGAAUUCCUCCAGAGAUUUCUCCAGGAAUACCCCCAGAGAUUUUUCCGGGAAUUCUCCCAGAGAUUCCUCUGGGACUGCCCUCUGAAAUACCUCCAGGGAUUCAUCCAAGAAUUUCCCUAGGGACUCCUCCGGAAAUUAGCCCAGGGAUUCCUCCGGGAAUUCCCCCAGGGAAAUCUCCGGGAAUUUCCCCAAGGAUUCCUCCGGGAAUUUUCCCAGGGAAAUGCCUGGAAUUCCUUGAAAGAUACCUCCAAGAACUCCUCUAUGGAUGUCUCCAAUGGUUCCUCCAGGGAAAUUUCAAUACAUUCCUCCAGGGUCCUCCAGAAAUUCUUCCAGCGAUUUCUCUAGGAAUUUUUUCUGGGAUUUCUACAGAUUUCUCCAGAGAUUUCUCAAGGAAAUCUUCCUGUUAUAGAAAUUUCUCCAUAACUAACUUCAGGGAUUCCUCCAGGGAUUAUAUAUCUUCAGGGAAUCUAGGGCUUUCUUCAGGGAUUCCUCCAGAAAUUCCUUCCAGAUUUCUUCUAGGAAAUCCUCAUGGGAUUCCUCCGGCAAUUCCUCCAGAGAUUUCUCCAGGAAUACCCCCAGAGAUUUUUCCGGGAAUUCUCUCAAGGAUUCCUCUGGGACUUCCCUCUGAAAUACCUCCAUUUAUUCAUCCAAGAAUUACCCUAGGGACUCCUACGGAAAUUUCCCCAGGGAUUCCUCCGGAAAUUCUCCCAGGGAAAUCUCCCUUAAAUUCCUACAGGAAAUCCCUCAGGGAUUCCUCCAAAAAUUCCCCAAAGGAAAUCCUCCGGGAAUUCCACAAAGGAAUUCCUCCGGGAAUUCCCCAAAAGAAUUCCUCCGGAAAUUCCCCAAAAUAAUCCCACCGGGAAUUCUUUAUAGGAAUUCCUCC